CAAUUGUGGUCAUGAUCUGUCCUAUCACAAGCGUCAGUCUGUCCCCAAAUACAACCAACAUCGACCUGUUCUCAGAACAAGGCGUGCUGAAUGCCACUUCACACUCACUGGCCGGCACCGUCACUGUUCGACUGUCCUCUCAUACAGUCAUCCGAGCCAUCUUCAUCAAACUAAAAGGCGUAUCAAGAAGCGUACAUCAACGAAAUCCAGAAAGACUAAGAAUGACCGAUACACAUGCUAUGUUUGUAUUAUGCAAGGAAAAAAUGUCCUUACUAGACUCACCCAAGCCUUUCAAUGCUGGCGAACAUACUUUCUCAUGGACCUUAUCGUUCCCAUGCGACGGACUACCACCCACCAUCAACCUACCGCAGCACCAAAUCGCGUAUUCCAUAUCAGUACGAGUCGUGGCGGAUGGCUAUCUUCGUCGUCCAUCUCUAUGUACUAGCCUACCGGUGACUAUCAACCGCCAUUCGCUUGGUGCUCUUCACCUUGCCUCUUAUAUACCUAAUAUCCGAUAUCGUGGACAACGCGCCGAUAAGAUACGAUACGAAUUCGAGCUUCCCAAGAUGGCGUGUAUGCAAUUGGGCCGCUUCGAUUUUUCUGGCAAGUUGGUCAGCUUUCUUGAAGGCUGUCGGGCAGUCAAAAUUGCGGUUAGACUUGAUCAAAUCGAAACCUACAGUCUUGGACAAGCAAUACUGGGCCUUGAAAAACCAUCCUUCAAGCAGACUGCUUCGGAUGGCAUAAUAUCUCAUGUCACUCAAAUUGGACAAACCGAAUUCAACAUCGAACGCUCCAAUUCUUUGACACAAUUCCUAUCAUUACACCUUAUGCUCACAUCGCCCUUGGUAUCGCCAACGUUGAAAUCGAAAGCAUUGGAUAUUUCGCAUAGGUUAAGGCUGCGUCUGUACUUUGAGUCCGAAAAGGAAAUGGCUUUAUCAUUUCCACUGGUGAUUUCCACCGCCCCGGCGCAAGAACCAUUAUCCAGUCCACCAUCGUCACCUAUCUCACUCAAUGAAGAAGGUUGGUUAAGGGGGCUCAUCUCAGAAUACGACGACGGUGUCUACCCGGUCUCUGCAGAGCAACUCCCAAGUUAUGAUGAUGUUUUAUCGGAAGGUUUGCCACCACUGGUAUUUAUGGACUCCUUGACUACCCCUCUGUACACAUGAACCUUGUAAAGAAAGAGAAAAUCCGCCGUGUUGAUCAUCCCAUCGCACUUGUACAUCUUUGUUAUACCCUACUUUAUUAAAUUUGUAUCUCACGACAUGUCAGUACAAUAAAGAUAUCCCUGUAAUUCUACAC
Umbelopsis ramanniana AG is the source of this 1299-nucleotide messenger RNA. RefSeq lists its product as uncharacterized. The record is from RefSeq and is a predicted model, not a curated record. The coding region runs from base 12 to 1166 and encodes 384 amino acids. Gene Ontology annotation, cellular component: cytoplasm; cytosol; plasma membrane. Gene Ontology annotation, molecular function: protein-macromolecule adaptor activity; ubiquitin protein ligase binding. Gene Ontology annotation, biological process: ubiquitin-dependent endocytosis. The transcript has 3 exons. Lineage: Eukaryota; Fungi; Mucoromycota; Umbelopsidomycetes; Umbelopsidales; Umbelopsidaceae.